AUUUAAAAAGGAAUGACAAGUAUUUGCGAACAUAUUAAUGAAUAACACAUCACAUGGUCAGUAUAGGGACAGAUGAUAUAUAAGGAUCAGUGUACAAGGUGUUUUAUGGAAGCUAAAAGUGAUAAUGGUAUAUAAGUGUGUUUGAAAUGUUUUAAUGGAGGUUGUAUUGAGAUGCAUAGUCCAUAACAUAGUGAUCAACAUAAUCAUUAUAUUGUUUUGAAUAUCCGAUUAUAUGAAGUAGAAUAGCCAAAAUAAAAAGUGGAAGACAUCAAUAAAUUAGUAAUAGCAGAUAUUCCAUAAUUGGAGAGUGAAACAAGUGUGACUUGUUUAUAAUGUUAGAAAACAUUGAAUUCUCCUGAAUUGGAUGGAUUAGUUUAAUCAAUAAAACAAGCUAAUUCGGCAUUUUAAAGAUAAGCAAUAGCAUAAUGGGAACAUACAGCAUAACCAUGUGAACAUACAUUAACAAUGGAGUAGAUGCCAUUGGUUGAAAAGAAUUUAUAAAAGUGCAGAAGCUGUCAUUUAUCAUCUAAUUUAUGGUUAUGUUUAUAUUGUGGACAUGUUGGUUGUGGUAGAAAAAUGUAUGAUGGAUCAGGAGGUAAUAAUCAUGCAGUUGAUCAUUCAAAAGAUUAUUAGCAUCAUUUAGUUGUAAAAUUGGGAACUAUUACAUCUGAUGGUAAAGGUGAUGUAUUUUGUUACAAAUGUGAUGAUGAAGUAAUAGAUAACUUUCUUAAAGAACAUUUAGCUACAUAUGGUAUUGAAAUAGAAAAACAAGUAAAAACAGAAAAAACUAUAGCUGAAUUAACACUAGAUGCUAAUUUAACUUUAUAAUUGAGUAAAUUGAUAGAGGAAGGAUAGGUAUUAGAUCCUAUAUUUGGACCUGAAUUUACAGGAAUAGAUAAUAUUGGAAAUACUUGUUAUAUGAAUUCAGUAGUUUAAGUAUUCUUUAGUAUUCCAGAAUUUUAAUAAUUAUAUUCAUUAGAACAUCAAUUCAAUUGUACUAAAUUACCAUACAAUUGUAUAUUAUGUUAAAUUAGUAAAGUUAAUCAUGGAUUAAAUAGUGGUGAGUUUUCAAUAAAGAAAGUAUCUAAAUCUCCAUUGGAUACUGAAGGAGCUUAAAAGGAUUUUUAUUAGGAUGGUAUAAGAUUAUAUGAUUUCAAAUAAUUGGUAGCUAAAGGAAAUUAACAUUUCUUAUCUAAUCAUUAAUAAGAUGCGUUAGAAUAUUGGUAGUUAUUGAAUGGAUUCUUUUAGAAAACAGAGAAAUAGUAUAAAUUGUAAUAAUUAUCUUCUAUUUUUUCAUAUGAUUAAACAACAAUUUUAAAAUGUGUGAAUUGUGGAGGACAUAAAGUGAAUGUUGUUAAGAAUUAAGAAUUUAAAGUACCAGUAGAAUAACCAACUUAAGAUUAGAUAGAGCUUUAUCAUGUUUAGGAGAAAUAGAAAUAUGAAGAAAGAAUUAAGACUAUGAAACCAGAAGAUAUUAAACCAUUUUAAUUAAAUGAUUUACCUGAAUAUGAUACAACAUUUGAAAAAUGUUUGUAAUUAGUAAAAGAAGGAGAAAGAGUGGAUAUGUUUUGUCCGAAAUGUUAAUCUCUUUAAUUAUUUGUAAAAUAAGAAUACUUUAAGACAUUUCCAAAAUAUCUGUUUGUACCAGUAAUAAGAUUUGUAUAAGAGAAUUGGGUACCUAAGAAAUUGAAUGCUUCAAUAAAGAUUCAAUAAUUCUAUGAUUUUAAUGAAUUCAAAGAACCUUAACUCUAAGAGGAUGAUGCUUUGAAAGAUUAGUAAGCAUAGGAAUAUACAGAAGAUAAUUUAUAAACUUUAAUGGGAAUGGGAUUUGGUGAGAAUAGAUGUAAAAGAGCACUAAUAAAGUUUAAGAAUGAUGUAGAAUAAGCGAUGAUGUUUAUAAUGGAAUCAUUGGAUGAUCCAACUUAAGAUUAACCAUUAUAAUAGAAAUAAUAGGGUCAAUAAAUAAGUGAAGAGUAUGUAGAAUAAAUAGUAGUAAUGGGAUUCAGUCCAGAAUAGGCCAGAUUUGCAUUAUCUAAGACAGUAUAAAUAUAUAUUGAUUAAAAUAAAAGGAUAAUAAUCUGGAAAGAGCAAUGGAUUAUAUAUUUAAUCAUGAUUUAGAAUUAGAAAUGAGCCAAACAGCCCAAAAAUAGGAAUAAUAAUAAUAGUAGAAAUAAGAUCAAUAUGAAAAUCAGACAUCUAAAUAUGAAUUAUUUGGUAUCAAUCCUAUUAAAUUAUUUAGCUUGUAUUGUUCAUUUAGGAAAGUCUGUUCAUUGUGGACAUUAUGUAUCUUACAUAAAAAAGAAUGGAGAAUGGAUCUUAUACAAUGAUUCUAAAGUAGCCAAAUCAGCAGAGCCUGCUUUAAAUAAGGGUUACAUGUAUAUCUUUAGAAGAUUAGAUUGAAUAAGAAUGGUUAGCAUGAUC
This is a messenger RNA of Paramecium sonneborni, 2421 nucleotides long. The record is from the annotation of a GenBank genome assembly. NCBI's taxonomy places the organism in Eukaryota, Ciliophora, Oligohymenophorea, Peniculida, Parameciidae.